Musa acuminata subsp. malaccensis (wild Malaysian banana) is the source of this 1615-nucleotide messenger RNA. RefSeq names its product actin-related protein 2. Gene Ontology annotation, molecular function: actin filament binding. The record is from RefSeq and is a predicted model, not a curated record. Gene Ontology annotation, cellular component: actin cortical patch; Arp2/3 protein complex. Gene Ontology annotation, biological process: Arp2/3 complex-mediated actin nucleation. NCBI's taxonomy places the organism in Eukaryota, Viridiplantae, Streptophyta, Magnoliopsida, Zingiberales, Musaceae.
ACCUUUAGGUUACGGAAAGCCAUUAUAACGGAUAUCACCUUUGGGGGUUCUCUCACAAGCAUGGAACCGCCGGUUUCGGCUUUGGAGUUGUAGCAGUGGAAGAGGCGAAGGAGAGAGAGGAGAAGCGCGAAGGAGAGAGAGGAGAAGCGAACGCAGGAAGCAGCGAAAAAUGGACAGCCGAAAGGUUGUCGUCUGCGACAACGGCACUGGGUAUGUGAAGUGUGGAUUUGCUGAAGAUAACUUCCCGACAUCUGUGUUCCCUUGUGUGGUUGGAAGGCCAAUGCUUCGAUAUGAAGAAUCACUGGUGGAGCAGGAACUGACGGAUAUUGUUGUGGGAGCAGCUUGUGCAGAAUUUCGUCACCAACUAGAUAUAUCUUAUCCUGUCAAUAAUGGGAUUGUGCAGAAUUGGGAUGAUAUGGGUCAUGUAUGGGAUCAUGCAUUUUACAGUGAACUGAAGAUAGAUCCAAGUGAAUGCAAAAUUUUACUCACAGAUCCUCCACUCAAUCCUUCAAAGAACCGUGAGAAAAUGAUAGAGACCAUGUUUGAGAAAUACAACUUCAGUGGUGUCUUUAUUCAGAUCCAAGCAGUUCUCACAUUAUAUGCUCAAGGUCUGCUGACUGGCCUUGUCAUCGACUCUGGUGAUGGUGUCACCCAUGUGGUGCCAGUUGUUGAUGGUUAUUCUUUUCCACAUCUAACCAAAAGAAUGAAUGUAGCUGGAAGGCAUAUAACAUCAUAUCUUGUUGAUCUGCUCUCUCGUAGAGGGUAUGCCAUGAAUAGAUCUGCAGAUUUUGAAACUGUAAGGGAAAUAAAGGAGAAACUAUGUUACAUCAGCUAUGACUACAAGCGUGAAUAUCAAUUAGGACUAGAAACCACUAUUCUUGUUAAGAACUACACCCUCCCAGAUGGAAGAGUUAUUAAAGUUGGCACUGAACGGUUUCAGGCUCCUGAGGCCCUUUUCACUCCAGAACUUAUUGAUGUCGAAGGUGAUGGAAUGGCAGACAUGGCUUUCCGUUGCAUUCAGGAAAUGGAUAUUGAUAAUAGGAUGAUGCUCUACCAACAUAUUGUUCUUAGUGGAGGGAGCACCAUGUAUCCUGGAUUACCUAGUCGCUUGGAGAAGGAGAUUCUUGAACGCUAUCUUGAUGUAGUGCUAAAGGGAAAUAAGGAUGGAUUGAAGAAAUUAAGGUUGAGAAUUGAAGACCCGCCACGAAGGAAACACAUGGUUUACCUUGGAGGUGCAGUCCUUGCUGGAAUCAUGAAGGACACACCAGAGUUCUGGAUAACACGGCAAGAAUACCAGGAAGAGGGAGUCGCAUGCUUGAGAAAAUGUGGUCAAGUGUGAUUGUUGCAUGGAAGCGGGCCAGUUCAACUCUGCUGGACCUCCUUGCCGAUGAUAACAGGGUUGAUCCACCAGACAUACUAGUUGAUGAAAAAAUAUCUGCUUUCUGAUCUUAUAACCAAGUGCUGUGAUCUUGAGCAAAUAUGAUCUCUUGACAGAGCAUCUCUGUUGCCUCUUAAGAUAUAAUAACCUUUGUUAAUAACUACUUCUAUUGCAUGAUUACUAUGUUCUACCAAUACAUUGACUGUGGUGUUCAUCAAAAUUGUGUUGCUGCACUUA